Pseudonaja textilis is the source of this 1162-nucleotide messenger RNA. It is a transcript of the gene CFAP95, whose product is annotated as cilia and flagella associated protein 95. Gene Ontology annotation, cellular component: plasma membrane. The record is from RefSeq and is a predicted model, not a curated record. NCBI's taxonomy places the organism in Eukaryota, Metazoa, Chordata, Lepidosauria, Squamata, Elapidae.
AUGGAAUUAGGGCCACCAGAUGUGAUGGAGCGCAAAGGAGCGCUGACCUUGCGCUCCAAUUCAGCAUAUUAUGGGAGACCCACUCUUGUGUCUGGCUGGUCCCAGAAUAGAGAGACUGAACCUAAGGAUUAUGAUAUACAUGACAUUCCUUUGGGUUCUAAAAACUUAUGUCAGUCUACUUACUGGAGAUUUGGAACCAUGGAUCAAAAAUGGAUAGCAACAUAUCAAGAUUAUCUGUCAUCUCCCUGUAGCAAAAAAGAAUAUAAAGAACUAGAGGUUUGGAAACCUUUGCUGGAUGAAGAUGGCUUUCACACAAUUGUUGUUGACAGGGACACAGGGCUACCUGAAACAGGUUUUGGUGCUGUAUUACCACGCCACCCACCAGAGAAGUUUAAAAUGUUUAUGGAUACAUCAUACCGAUCAGACUAUGUUCCACCAUAUGACUAUAUACCGUAUGUUACACCUGAUACGAGCGGGUACUCUGUAGUACAUAGAAAAUGUCAUUCCCAGUUUACUGACACAGCAGAUUACAGGAGACAUGGGAUCAACACAUGGCAAGAUGAAAGCGGAGUUUAUGCUAAUACAGACCUAAAGCAAAAAGUAUUUCCUGUAACUAAUCCUAUACCAACAUAUGUGGAAGAAGCUAAUUCUUAAGCAUUAGCAAUGAGGCUACAAAUUAAAGGAUAUUCAUAUGUAUUAAUGUUUGUCAGUAGAAUUAUUCUUUUCAAUAGCACUGCAGCUUAUAUAAUGUUUAGUUAAAAGACCAGGGGGAACUAAUUUGCACAAUGGAAUCUCAGACUGGAACUGUAUUAUAUUUGCCUGCAACUUCAUUUUAAAAAUACUGCAAAUAUCAACAACUUCACCCUUCUCUGUAACUGGUAUCAAGGACAAGUUAUGAGACUUUUCAGCAUAUGUCUCAGAGCAGUAAGUCUUUCCUAUGUUCUGUACAAGGAUAUAAACAGUUUUAUUUUUAGCAUAAGUAUUUGCCCAAAUUAUUUGCAAAAGAAAGCCUUGGAAUGCAGUGCCUAAAAGACCCUAAUUAUUAAUCAGCUGACUCGGGAUUAAAAGUUUAAGCAAAGACUCUCAAGUAAGUAUUGUAAUUCUUUUUUUAAAUUUCCUUUUGAUGUUGAUCCAAAAUCUAUUAAUGAAACAUUUAAUUGUU